AUGGCAAAAUUGGUGAAACUGUUGGGUUCUGGCAUUGGACUGACCUCCGAAGCCAUCCACGCUGCUCGCUCGCGGUCGCGCUCCGACCAGCCAUCUUCUUCGGCUAGUGCUAGCAACGCCGCUCCCCCCGAGUAUGUCGAGGUUACUGAUGAUACCGCCGAGGAGCUUGUCCGCAGUGGGCAGGCUGAGCAGGUGGUCAACGCGGGCGAUGAGAAGAAGUCUCCGUCCAAGGCAGCUGAAGCGGAGGGCUAUGACUCGGAAGGCGAUAGCUCAGAAUCCGAGGAACUCGAGGCGCUCGGCCAGGAUGAAGCUGCAUGGGAACUGGAUGACAUGGCCGAGCGUGUGAGACUGCCCACGUACGACGAGUCUGAAGCUGCUGCGGCGGCAGAACCAGAGGAUGUGAAGGUCAAGAAGGAGGAGGGCAUGGUGCGCGAGCUUGUUCGAAAAGCAGGAGCCCUUCCACAUCCACCGCGGGGUAUCCCCUGUCCCGUCAUCAUCCCUCAGCGCCGCCCGAGAAACAAAGACCGCGGCUUUGUGCGUGCAUAUGCUCCUGUGCUUACUGAUUGUGGUAUUGGCCAGGAUGUCUUCUUGCAGUUCCUAGACAAUUGGGACAGGGCUAGCAAGGCAUCUCCAUGGAUUGACGUUGUCUUCGUGGCUGCUGGCAUUGUUGGCUUCGUCCCCGAAGUCACCGCGCAGAUUGUCAGCACCGUGGUGCAAGUGGUGGCAGGCACAGCACGGGAAUUACAAUCCCGCUCUCGCCGCAAUACCUUCCUCGACCGCGUCAACCAGGACUUACUUAUGCCGCGCGGGCUGUACGCCAUGAUCAUGGCAUUUAAAGAUGAAGUUCCUGGCCAACAGAGCGGGCCUCUAUACCGACUGUCCAGCUCGAUAGGAAAGACACUAUUCGCAAGCGAGAAACUUGACAUCAACCAGACGGUCGCCAAGUAUAGCAACCCGGAUGCAGACAUGUCCAAGCUGAAAAAGGGCUUGAAGGAUAUACGAUUGACGAGCGGUCAAACUCGUGGUCAGAUUGAGCUUCCCGAAGCUGCGGAGCUGGUCUAUCCUGAUCUUGACCGGGUCGCGCACGAAGCAUUAGAAGGUAAAGGCAAAGGAAAGGAGUCUGGCACUCGUGAUAAGUUCAAGAACGCUGGUGCUUGGGUCCAAGACUACCUAGACCGACGUGGCCAAGCUUUCUACGAAGCUGAACACCAAGGAUCCUCCUUGGCUGUCCCUUCGGCAGAAAGGAAAUCGAUGGCCUCGCGCUACAAUGACCCCAAUCACCCCGCGAACAGCGGCUCAUUGAUCUCGCUUCUCACUGGUGGUGCUGUCAACCCAGCAGCACGAAGACAAGCCAAGCGAGAGGCAAAGCGGGACCGUAAAGAUACCAAGCGUGAGCGCAAAGACGCUAGGCGUGUGGCUCGUGGCCGCCCGCCCCGUGGCCCUAGAAAGGUCAAACGGAAGGGUCAGCGAAAGACUAUCAUCAAGAAGAUCAUGCAGCAGGACGUGCUGUAUCUUCUCAUUGUUAACCUUCCCAGUCAAGAUGAAGUUCAGCAGUCUGUUACACAGUUGGAACAAAUGAUGGCUCAGACUGGGGCACGGUAG
Molecule: messenger RNA, 1602 nt
Organism: Penicillium daleae
Lineage: Eukaryota; Fungi; Ascomycota; Eurotiomycetes; Eurotiales; Aspergillaceae
Exons: 3
Coding region: 1-1602 (533 amino acids)
Source: RefSeq, a predicted model, not a curated record